GAAAACUUCAUCUCAUUCAUAGUUGCUCUUUGCCCUUUACACACAGCAGGGCUUGGAAGGAGCCUGCCGCAAGCGGUGUGCCUGUCGCUUCCAGGGCAUUGGGUGAGAAUCCACAGCCCAGCCAUGCCGGGCCUGUACACAGCUGUGCUUGGGCUCCUGGUCCUCCUGCCCCUUGUGGGGAAUUUCUUCUUCCCCUACCUUUGGAUGGACCUGGUCUUUCUCUUCUCCGUAAUACAGAAGGGAUACAGAAUUGAGAAGCGUCUCCAACGCAAACCUCCCGUCACCAUACUGGACGUCUUCUUGGACAAAGCCCAGAAACACCCGGAGAAGCCCCUGAUUCUCUUCGAAGACAAGUCGUUUUCCUACCGAGAAGUCGACCGACGCAGCAGCCAGGUGGCCCGAGUGCUCCAGGGCCACGUGGGGCUGAAAGAAGGGGAAACGGCAGCUGUUUUCUUGAAGAACAUCCCAGCCUAUCUCUGGGUCUGGCUGGGCUUGGGGAAGAUUGGCUGUGCCAUGGCCUGCAUCAACUACAACAUCCGACUGAAGUCUCUCUUGCAUGUGCUCAGUUCCUGUGAGGCCAAAGUGUUACUGACCACUCCAGAUUUGAAAUCGGCCAUUGAGGAUGUCCUGCCUACUCUACAGAAGGAAGGGGUACGGGUUUUCUACCUGAGCGAUGACUCCCCAACGGAGGGUGUGGAAGCUUUGCUGGGAAGGAUCAAAUCCAGCUCAGAUGAACCGGUGCCUCUUUCCUGCAGAGGCAAUACAACUCCUACAUCUUCACCCAUUUAUGUUUUUACCUCUGGGACCACAGGGUUACCGAAAGCUGCUAUCAUCAACCAGAAAAAGAUGUUCAAUGCAUCCAACCUGUUUGUCCUGUGUGGAGUCCAUUCCAAGGAUACCAUCUACAUUCCACUUCCCUUGUACCACAUGGCUGCACUUACUGGGGUUUUAGGAUGCUUGGAAGUUGGAGCUACAUUUGUCCUGAAGUCAAAGUUUUCUGUUUCCCAGUACUGGGAUGAUUGCAGACGAUACCGUGUCUCUGUGAUCCAGUAUAUCGGAGAAAUUAUGCGCUACCUGUGCAACGCACCAAAGAAGGAAAGUGACCGCGACCACAGUGUUCGAAUAGCCAUCGGUAACGGCAUGCGGUCGGAAGUCUGGAAGGAGUUCUUGCGCCGAUUUGGACCCAUCCAAAUCAGAGAGAUAUAUGGAUGCACAGAGGGGAAUGGUGGGUUUUUAAACUACACGGGGAAAGUUGGAGCCGCGGGAAAGACCAACUUCAUCUACAAGAAACUGGCCCAGUAUGAACUUAUUCAAUACGACAUUGAGAAGGAUGAGCCUGUGAGGGAUGAGAGAGGGCUUUGCAUCCCCGUGGCUUUGGGUGAGACAGGUUUAAUGGUGGGCAAGAUCACUAGGCUCACCCCAUUCGACGGUUAUGUAGGAGACCGCAAGAAGACAGAGAAGAAGAUUCUUCAGGAUGUCUUGAAGAAAGGAGAUGCCUACUUCAACAGUGGUGACCUCCUGAUACAAGACCACGAAGGCUUUAUAUACUUCCAGGAUCGGGUGGGAGACACUUUCCGCUGGAAAGGGGAGAACGUGGCCACAACAGAGGCUGAGUCGAUCCUGGAAACCCUGGACUUUAUUCAAGAAGUCAACGUUUAUGGGGUGCCCGUGCCAGGGCAUGAAGGAAAGAUUGGGAUGGCAGCCAUACGGCUGAAGGAGGGGCUCUCCUUUGAUGGCAAGAAGCUAUAUGUACAUACCCAGGACUAUUUGCCCAAUUAUGCCAUACCUCGUUUCAUUCGUAUCCGGGAGGCCAUGGAGAUCACAGUAACUUACAAGCAGAGCAAAAAUCAGCUGGUGAAGGAAGCAUUUGACCCGGCCACCAUCAGUGAUCCCCUCUUCUUCCUAGAUGACUUGGAAAAAUGUUACGUGCCGAUGACUCAGCAGAUCUACAGCUCCAUCACAGAGAAGAAGCUCAAGCUGUGAAAGGGGCUUCAAGCCACACCGUGCGAUGGUCUUCUUAACAUCGGGUGGCCAUAUUUUGGAAACCAAAAAGGAGGGGGCCCCAAUGUGGCUGGCCCCCAAGGGCCCCCAAAAUGGUCAGCCUCCAAUGGGGCAUGUCCACCCCAAAAUGGCCUUGGUCACGCGUCUGAUUCUAUAGCUCACAAUUAAGAUAAACCUUUUCUACAUAAUACCUUAAUUUUAAAAUCAAUGAAAUAAAGAACCUCAGCUCCGUGCCCCCUGUCAGCUCAGCUUAGCAUCCCCCCUUCACUUCAGGUUGGCACCCCCUGCCAGCUAAGCCAGGCAUCCCCCUUCACCUCAGCUGUGCCCCCUGUCACCUCAGCCUGGCAUCCCCCCUUCACCUCAGUUUGGCACCCCCUGUCAGCUCAGCCAGGCAUCCCUCCUUUACCUCAGGAUGGCGCCCCCUGUCAGCUCAGCUUGGCAUCCCCCCUUCACCUCAGGUUGGCGCCCCCUGUCAGCUCAGCCAGGCAUCCCCCUUCACCUCAGCUGUGCCCCCUGUCACCUCAGCCUGGCAUCCCCCCUUCACCUCAGGUUGACGCCCCCUGUCAGCUCAACCAGGCAUCCCCCCUUCACCUCAGCCUGGCAUCCCCCCUUCACCUCAGGUUGGCGCCCCCUGUCAGCUCAGCCAGGCAUCCCCCCUUCACCUCAGCCUGGCAUCCCCCCUUCACCUCAGCUUGGCAUCCCCUGUCAGCUCAGCCAGGCAUCCCUCCUUUACCUCAGGAUGGCGCCCCCUGUCAGCUCAGCUUGGCAUCCCCCUUCACCUCAGCUGUGCCCCCUGUCAGCUCAGCCAGGCAUCCCCCCUUCACCUCAGGUUGGCGCCCCUGUCAGCUCAGCCAGGCAUCUCCCCUUCACCUCAGGUUGGCGCCCCCUGUCACCUCAGCCUGGCAUCCCCCCUUCACCUCAGGUUGGCGCCCCCUGUCAGCUCAGCCAGGCAUCCCUCCUUCACCUCAGGUUGGCGCCCCCUGUCAGCUCAGCCAGGCAUCCCCCCUUCACCUCUGGUUGGCGCCCCCUGUCAGCUUAGCUUGGCAUCCCAGCAAACAGCAUUCUACUGUUCUGGCUAAUGGCCAAUUUUGGUUGUGUCUUGAUUUUAUUAUCUAUAAGGGAAUACUGUACUGAUUCCAAGAGAUAUAUCUCAAUUGAUCAAAAUAAACUUAAAUAAACUGAUCAGUGAGAUUACACAAGAUAUAGACAGAUGGGCACUGUUAAAGUUGAGACUGUGGGGUAAAAUCAACACACUUAAGAUGAACCUUAUAUCUUGAAUUCUUUAUGUUGUACAUGGGAUCCCUUUACUCAUAACUGGCAAAUAUUUUCAACAACUUAAUGCUUGUUUUGUAAAUUCUUCAGGGGUUCUUCCCCACCUCGAAUAUCUUUGAAAUGGAUCCAGCUUCCAAUUAAAGAAGGUUUUCCAUA
Molecule: messenger RNA, 3429 nt
Organism: Elgaria multicarinata webbii
Lineage: Eukaryota; Metazoa; Chordata; Lepidosauria; Squamata; Anguidae
Product: long-chain fatty acid transport protein 2-like
Exons: 10
Coding region: 124-1983 (619 amino acids)
Cellular component (GO): endoplasmic reticulum
Molecular function (GO): long-chain fatty acid transmembrane transporter activity; long-chain fatty acid-CoA ligase activity
Source: RefSeq, a predicted model, not a curated record